This is a messenger RNA of Huiozyma naganishii CBS 8797, 774 nucleotides long. It is a transcript of the gene PLP2, whose product is annotated as Plp2p. Lineage: Eukaryota; Fungi; Ascomycota; Saccharomycetes; Saccharomycetales; Saccharomycetaceae. The transcript has a single exon. Bases 1 to 774 code for a protein of 257 amino acids. The record is from RefSeq and is a predicted model, not a curated record. Gene Ontology annotation, biological process: protein folding. Gene Ontology annotation, cellular component: cytoplasm.
AUGAACGAGCCCAUGUUCCAGGUGCAAGUGGACGAGUCCGAGGACACGGAGUGGAACGAUAUCCUGCGGGAGAAAGGUGUAAUCCCGCAGCGUCCAGAACACUCCGCCGAGGACCAACUCGAGGAGGCCAUCGACGAGGCCAUCGCGAAGCAGAAACAACAGCAACAGCAGCAGAGGGAACUCGAUGCCGACUCCGACGACGAGUUCUUUGAACAGUACAGGAGGGAACGGUUUGCACAGAUGCAGAGGGACCGUGCCAAGUGCGUCUUUGGGGAGGUGUACCAUUGCAACAAGCCAGAGUACAGCGAGCAAGUCACACAGGCGAGUAUGGGCACCGCAGAGGGGGGCCCAGUGUACGUGUUCGUGCACCUUGCGUUGCAGGGGAACCUGCAGAGUAGGAUCCUGGAACGUUUGUUCGUCACUGCAGCGGGGCGGUUCAAGGACUGUAAGUUCGUAGAGAUAGAGGCGAGCAAAGCAGUGGAGGGGUACCCAGACCGCAACUGCCCAACACUCAUCGUGUACCACGAGGGGAAAGUGCUCCGUAACAUCGUGACAUUGCUCGAAUUGGGCGGUGACGACGCAUCCGAUGCAGACCUCGAGAGACUCAUGGUCCAAGUCGGCGCUAUUGCGGGAUCAGACGAUAGACGCGCCCACACGGAUCAAGAUACCGGUGCCACGCCACACAGAAGACUCAAUUUUGUAGGGAAACACUCUAGAGAGUUGGCCCCCAGCGACGAGGACGACGAGGACGACGAGGAUGACUUCUUCAAUUGA